Camellia sinensis is the source of this 1198-nucleotide messenger RNA. The record is from RefSeq and is a predicted model, not a curated record. NCBI's taxonomy places the organism in Eukaryota, Viridiplantae, Streptophyta, Magnoliopsida, Ericales, Theaceae.
GCAAGUCCUUCGUUACCUCGCACUAUGGAUGGAGCAUCUUCUUCAUCUGUUUUAUCUCCAUAUAUAGUAUCAACUACCUUAACACGACGAGGUCGAGGAUUAGCCCGAGGGAUAAAGGAAUGGGGUACAGGCACUAAGAUCCAAGUAAAAUUUGAUGAUAAGUUUCAGCCAGUGGAUGAUGAUGGCAAAAAGUUGAAAGGACAAUUAGGGUUGAUCGUGCGCAGCGGGCAUAGAGUCCCACUUGCAUAUCUCAGUUGGAAUGUGAUGCAUGUUGAUGUAAAGGAGAAUAUUUGGCAAGAGGUGAAGGACAACUUGGUAUACUGUCCAGAUGAAUUCAAGGAGGUUUGCAUGCGACUUUGUAGGACAUCGUGGAAAGAUCAUAAAAGCAAGACAAAGUCCAAGUAUUGGGUUCCAUUCAAGAAUGAUCCGGACAUUGCUUCUAGAGUACCUAGUAACAUAGUGCCAAUCCAGUGGAGGAAACUUGUACAAUAUUGGGCGAGUAAAGAAGUGCAGGCGAUUGCUAAGAAGAAUUCUUCUAAUCGGGGAUUUCGUGGGCCUCCACAUACGACCGGAAGGACAUCUUUCUCAGAUAUUCGUUUCAAUAUGACACAUAAAGGAGAGCGAAUAGAUAAGAUGAGUCUCUGGAAGAGGGCACACAACCUGAAUGAUCCUGAUGUGGUAGCAAUUGUGGAGGAAUAUAAUGCGCAUCUUUGGAAAGUUCCUAAGGAGCAACAUACGAUUGAGUAUUGCGAUGGGAUUUACCAUAAAAUCCUUGGGAAGGAUGGACAUGGGUAUUACAAGACCUAUGGGAGAGGAGUGCCCUGGAGUGCGGUGUAUGCGCGAGGAAGCGGCCCAUCCCAAUCAUUAUCAGCCCCUUCAUUUAUUGAUGAGAUCACACAGCGUGUGACACAAGACGUUGAGUCUAGGUUCACUACGAUGAUCAAGAACCUAACGGCACGUGUUUUGUUCUUAGAGUCACAGGGUAUGGCUGGGAGUAUGAGCUUGAGAGAGGUGCAAUACUUACAAAUUGACGAAUUUUACGUUUUAUCAAUUUGCAUAUAUACAUAUGGAAAUUAUUAACACAUUAUACUAACAUAUUGUAGGUGUCAGAUGCAUCUAGUGGGCAGCAAGCUUCAAAAGAAAAUGAAUAGGUAUGCCACUCUACUAUAUUUCUGCAUGUAUUUAUGAUAUUUGCUGU